UUUUUUGACUCUGCUUUUCUCUGGGCUGCUGCCCUGUCAUUUCUUAGUCUGUCCCUCUUGUUCCUCUCAGCCUUGCCUUUUUCUGUUUUCUCUUUCCCGCUUAUAAAAGGAAGUACCCUGUAGACAAAUCUGACCUGCACCUUCCAUUUCAGCUCUUUUGAAUUUGCAUUUGAACUCUCUCGGCUGGCUCUCAAGCACAAAACCCCUGAGAUUCACCUGCGAUUUGCUAUGUACCUGGAGGAUGAGGGUAAAUUUGAAGAGGCUGAAGCGGAAUUCAUCAGAGCUGGUAAACCCAAGGAAGCAGUCCUUAUGUUUGUCCACAACCAGGAUUGGGAAGCAGCUCAGCGUGUGGCCGAGGCCCAUGACCCUGACAGCGUCGCUGAGGUGCUGGUGGGGCAGGCCCGCGGGGCCUUGGAGGAGAAGGACUUUCAGAAAGCUGAAGGGCUGCUGCUUCGGGCCCAGAGGCCAGGCCUGGCCCUCAACUAUUACAAGGUGGGCACUGGCUUCAGGACCAGGAGGCCAAGUGAUUGGGUAUAAGAGAGAGUCCACAGGGAGCCACACUGACCCCUGGUCCCAAGAAAGGCUGGGGAGGAUAGU
Echinops telfairi (small Madagascar hedgehog) is the source of this 597-nucleotide messenger RNA. Its product is annotated as intraflagellar transport protein 172 homolog. The record is from RefSeq and is a predicted model, not a curated record. Gene Ontology annotation, biological process: intraciliary transport. The transcript has 3 exons. NCBI's taxonomy places the organism in Eukaryota, Metazoa, Chordata, Mammalia, Afrosoricida, Tenrecidae. Bases 229 to 537 code for a protein of 102 amino acids. Gene Ontology annotation, cellular component: axoneme; ciliary basal body; intraciliary transport particle B.